CAUAAUAUUAGGUUGAUACCAAGCAGGGCAAACCCCGAUUCAAAAAUGAUGUAAUCGUUAGUUAGAAGCAUGCAUAUGAAUUCGUUACUAAAAUGGCCAGAGAUUGUAAAAAGGCGUAGCAAAACUUACUUAUGCAUAAAUAGCGUAAAACCUGCCGUAUCGAAACAGGAACAGAGGCCGCCUGACAGUGACAUCGACGUGGUUGUAUACGAAACCUCAAGUAGGUUCAUUUCCUAGAAUUAAAAUACAAAGCUGCUGUCGCAAAAGUUUGUAGAAGUCCAACCAAAGUCCAACUCUCAAUAACAGAAAUAGAUCUGAUCUUCCUUCCCUUACCAUCGCAUUCCAUAUUUGAGAAAAAGGAAAAGUAUGAUUGACUAUAUCGAUCGAUACUUGUAAUGGACGUGACCUAAAUAAACGUAACUACUGAUAUAUUACAGAACUAAUUUUAUUGAACCUCCGGAAAGAUGUCAACCCUGACAUAGCGGAAUAAUCAUUUCCAUAUUAUAUAGAUAUAUUUCCUUCGCACCUAUGUACAGACCCCGACUCGAUUUCCUUCGUGAUCUAUAUAAAAGGGGUUAUUGUGUUAUAAGUUCAUUCAGUAACUGCUUCAGCUGCUUUGGAACAUCACUACUCCGCCAAUAUGAAGACCCUGCUGGUAUUAGCUGCGUUUGUUGCAUUGGCUUGUGCUAAUAAUGUGCAUCUAUCACAAUCACAAAAAGACAAGGUUCAACAAUAUACCGUAGAAUGCAUGAAACAAUCCGGGGUCAAACCCGAAGUUUUGGCCGAAGCGAAGAAGCAGAAUUUCAAGGAUGACGAAGCGUUGAAGAAAUUUAUGCUUUGCUUCUUCCAAAAAUCCGGGAUUAUGGACCGCGAUGGGAGAUUGAACGUCGACGUGGCUCUAUCGAAAUUGCCCCAGGGCGCGGAUAAGGCGGGGGUUAAGAAGGCUCUGGAGGAAUGUAGAGCAAAGAAAGGCAGAGACUCCGCUGAUACUGCUUUUGAAGUUUUCAAGUGUUAUCAUCGCGCUACUCCCACUCAUGUUGUAUUUUAACCAAAACAAUGAUCAUGUUUACAUCGUACGUACCUAUAUGCUAUAAUUUUAAACAUAGAAGUAAUUUAUAACUUUGUUAUCUCAUAUCUGAUAGAGAAUUCUGUUGUAUUUCAUUGUAAUACAUCACAAUUUAUUAGGAUUUGUUAUUUGUUGUAUGCAUUGUUAGUUACUAUUUAUAGAUUGUUUGUAAAUAAAUAAAUUGAAUUAAA
This is a messenger RNA of Cydia pomonella (codling moth), 1257 nucleotides long. Its product is annotated as general odorant-binding protein 56a-like. The transcript has 2 exons. Gene Ontology annotation, biological process: sensory perception of smell. Bases 641 to 1048 code for a protein of 135 amino acids. Gene Ontology annotation, molecular function: odorant binding. The record is from RefSeq and is a predicted model, not a curated record. Lineage: Eukaryota; Metazoa; Arthropoda; Insecta; Lepidoptera; Tortricidae.